Molecule: messenger RNA, 5177 nt
Organism: Polypterus senegalus (gray bichir)
Lineage: Eukaryota; Metazoa; Chordata; Cladistia; Polypteriformes; Polypteridae
Gene: ebf1a
Product: EBF transcription factor 1a
Exons: 17
Coding region: 1123-2925 (600 amino acids)
Biological process (GO): regulation of transcription by RNA polymerase II
Molecular function (GO): DNA-binding transcription factor activity, RNA polymerase II-specific; RNA polymerase II cis-regulatory region sequence-specific DNA binding
Source: RefSeq, a predicted model, not a curated record
GUUUUCAGUUUUCCCCGGCUGAGAUUUUAAUCAAAUUGUUUUCUUCCUUUCGAAACUGAAGACAUUUAUUAGAUGCACUCGGUUAGCCCUCGUGUCGUGGUUAUGUUUUAAUCAGGUUUCUUUUUUUUCUUUUUUAACUUAACUUCUUCAUUCAGGACCCGCUACGGACUCCUCGUUAUGAGCAGAACCUCAUAAUUAUAUCGAUUUUUCUCAUUAAUUUUACUUGCCCACCUCGACUAACCAGCAAAAAAAAAACUUAAAUGUACGGGAUCUUCUGUAACAUUUUAAUGUUGACGGGAAUGUUUCAUUUUUUUCUGAUAAAUUAGACAGUGCUCACAAAUAGGUGGUAUUCAUCGACCGCCUAGAAUGAAAUGACAGAAAAGGUCCACGAGCUGAACCAGACCUCUUGUGCCAUAUACGUGUUGCAUCCUCACUAAAUAUUCAUUAAUCUCAAGCGAGAGCAGCCCGGGACUUCGACUUCAUACGAGUUAAAAAUGUGGGUGGGACUUGCGCAGCCAUUCGACGAGUGAUUGGACACCAAGCGUCCUUUGGGCGGGAUCUUCUUGCCCGGAGGUGGUGCUAGGUAAUAGGCCCCGCCCCCUCCCGUUGGGCCGCCUCAGCGUGGAUUACGCUCCCAGGGAUAGUCAAAGCGGAUUCCUUAGGGAGAGAGAGAGAACACAAAUCAGUCCCAUUUUAACAGGAGGAAAAACACGGGAUAUUCUUGCACAAAGGUCCACCUCUCAUCCGUGCAUCCUAGUUCACACGUAUCUGCUGAAGGAGAAAAAAAAAUCCUUCGGUUAAAGAAGGAAGAAAAAAACUUGUCACUGCAUGAUGACACUUGAUCUGCCGGGUCCUUUGAGCUGUACUUGAUCCUAUUGUUUUUUAAACUGACACCAGAUCUUUCCGCGCAGCCUUCUUUCUUAUUCCAGGAGGGACACCUCGAGGGUAUUUUUCCCCCGUUUGGCAGCUCAUUGUGGUUUUCCUUCGGACUGUGGCGAUCCUGGAUUCUGACAGCUGGGGCUUGUUUCCUCGCGUUCAAACACACACCUAGAUCUGCUCCAAAUUGAACCGUUUCCCGCUGAUCUGAACCAAGAGAACAGGGACCCGAAAAAGGUUGAUUUCAUGUUUGGGAUUCAGGAAAGCAUUCAGAGGAGCGGCAGCAGUAUGAAAGAAGAACCCAUCGGGUCCGGCAUGAACGCUGUCCGGACGUGGAUGCAGGGAGCCGGGGUUCUGGAUGCAAGCACUGCCGCUCAGAGCGGAGUGGGACUCGCCCGGGCACACUUUGAGAAGCAGCCACCAUCCAACCUGAGGAAAUCCAACUUCUUCCACUUCGUGCUCGCCCUCUACGAUCGCCAAGGACAGCCCGUGGAGAUCGAGAGGACCUCCUUCGUGGGCUUCGUAGAGAAAGAAAAAGAAUCAAAUGGCGAGAAAACUAACAACGGAAUCCAUUACAGAUUACAGCUCCUCUACAGCAAUGGAAUCCGGACCGAGCAGGACUUCUACGUGCGGCUGAUAGACUCCAUGACCAAGCAGGCUAUAAUUUAUGAGGGCCAAGACAAGAACCCCGAAAUGUGCCGUGUGCUGCUGACACAUGAGAUCAUGUGCAGCCGCUGCUGUGACAAGAAGAGCUGUGGCAAUCGAAAUGAAACACCCUCAGACCCAGUGAUAAUUGACAGAUUCUUCUUGAAGUUCUUUUUGAAAUGCAAUCAGAAUUGCCUGAAGAAUGCUGGGAACCCCAGAGACAUGCGGCGCUUCCAGGUGGUUGUGUCCACAACAAUCAGUGUGGAUGGCCAUGUCCUGGCUGUGUCCGACAACAUGUUUGUACACAACAACUCAAAGCAUGGGCGGAGGGCACGGAGGCUUGACCCCUCGGAAGGUACGCCCUCUUAUCUGGAACAUGCCACCCCGUGCAUCAAGGCUAUCAGCCCCAGUGAAGGCUGGACCACAGGUGGAGCUACCGUCAUCAUCAUUGGGGACAAUUUCUUUGAUGGCCUUCAAGUCAUUUUCGGUACAAUGCUGGUAUGGAGUGAGCUCAUCACUCCACAUGCCAUUCGAGUGCAGACCCCUCCUCGCCACAUCCCUGGGGUGGUAGAGGUCACACUGUCUUACAAGUCGAAGCAGUUUUGUAAGGGCACCCCUGGGCGUUUCAUCUACACAGCUUUGAACGAACCCACCAUCGACUACGGCUUCCAGCGGCUACAGAAGGUCAUCCCCAGACAUCCAGGCGACCCUGAGCGCUUGCCAAAGGAAGUCAUUUUGAAACGAGCCGCUGAUUUGGUGGAAGCCUUGUACGGCAUGCCUCACAACAACCAGGAAAUCAUCUUGAAACGAGCGGCUGACAUUGCUGAAGCCCUCUACAACGUCCCUCGGAACCACAACCAACUGCCAGCGCUCGCUAACACACCAGUCCAUGCAGGAAUGAUGGGAGUGAACUCGUUCAGCGGCCAGCUCGCAGUCAACGUAUCAGAGUCGACUAAUCAGGGUUUCACUCGGAAUACCAGCAGCGUGUCGCCCCAUGGGUAUGUGCCAAGCUCCACUCCUCAGCAGACAAACUACAACACAGUGACCACGAGCAUGAACGGUUACGGAAAUGCCAGCAUGUCCAAUUUGGGUGGCUCCCCAAGCUUCCUGAAUGGCUCUGCUGCCAACUCGCCAUAUGCCAUUGUGCCAUCCAGUCCCACCAUGGCAUCUUCCACCAGCUUGCCCUCUAACUGUAACAGCUCCUCUGGGAUAUUUUCCUUCUCACCAGCCAACAUGGUAUCCGCAGUAAAACAGAAGAGUGCCUUUGCCCCCGUGGUGAGGCCGCAGACGUCUCCCCCACCUACCUGCACCAGUGCCAAUGGCAACAGUUUGCAAGAACAUUCUUUUGUGGACUCUAGCAAGUACUCAAGCGCGGGCUCCCUGCCGGGCCUUGCCUUCUCCUGAACGAUUCCUGGAAUGAUUGUCCCUCCGAUGUAGAAGAGAGGAACAUGUGGGAAGGAAUCGAGUGAGCGACACUCUGAAACUCAGGCCUUUUCACAAUCGCAGCCGGGCAGUGGCACGUGGGACUGGCGCUGCGGAUCUGCCACCCAUCAUCGGUCGUCUUUGCUUUCUCACGUGGGGGUUCUCCCGUCAUUUCCCAGCAUUUUCUAAUUUGUAAAUUACUCGAGGGACACUGCGGCAGAGCUUUUGUGUUUUAUUUGUGGCGUUUGUGUGUGAGUGGGACAGGAUAGGGGGUGGUCUCUUGUGAAGGAGGAACAAGGAAAGGGUCAGCGCGGACGGAAACACAUGAAGCCAUGCAGCUGUGGACUCAGCGUGCAGCCAUCCGUAGCCCACCCGACACACAGCCAGCCACGUCAUGAACUGACCCUAACCGGACACACGCACUGACACAUGGGCGCCUAGUAGCGCGCACUCGCCCAGCAGGCGCGUGCACCUUACAAUUGCACUUGACACGCCCACUUUCACAGCGGAGCUGCUAAGGCUCACUAAACACACAGUUCCCCGCGAUCAGUCACUGGCGUCAACUGAGUAAUCGGGGUCUUUUUCCCGUUCUCGUUUAUGGGGUGAGUUCACCCUUUCAAAACGGUCGAUCUUACAUCGUGCACGUGACGGUUAUUUCAAGCUUUAUUUAUGGCUGAAAUUCGGAUGAACCACUCAGUCUUUAGUUCAGCUAAAGCAAGAAGGCAAUAGAUACAAAAUACACCGUCAGGAAAGUGAGAUGACAAUAUGUAAACUUAGACCGCCUCGAUAAACUUUUCUUGUGGAAUCGUUGACACUGAGCCUGUCACACGCUUGGUACGCGGUCGCACAAUCCCACCAAAGACCUGCGUCCCAAUACCGUCACACUGCGUCAAUAAAAAAAAAGAAAACACAAGGUGCCACCAAAGCCGCGCUCACCCUGAGGCUCAGUUGUCCAUGGCGGGCUGCGCCAGCGCUUACCCUACCCCUGACCCUCGGCCUUGCUAGCUGAUGUGCCACUUUCCCAAGAGGGACAUACGCUGCUACUGCUGCCACGAAUUGUUUAUAUUGUAGGUUUUGUGAUUUAUUUUUUAUUUUAUUUUGCCAAAGUCAUUGUUAAAUUCUAUUUAUACAUUUUAAUGUCUUAAGGCGACUUUUCAGUGAAUUUGUUUAAUUGCUUACACCCAUAAAAUAAAAUGGAAAGAAUAAAAGGGCGUGGGGGGCUGUAAAAUAUACUCUCCAAUGUAUUUAUCUGUGGAACUUGUACUUGACCCCCUACCCCCUCCCUUCCUCGUUUGUGUUCGUUUGCUCCGUGACUCUGUGCUGACUCCACUCAUUUAUAUUUGCUAUUGAAAUGUGAUUUCAAUGUUUUAGUUUUUUUUCAGGAUUGUUUUGGACUCAUGCUUCCAUUUUUUAUUUCCAUCACAAAAGCCAUUGUCUAUUUUUGUAUUAUUUGUAACUUAAGAACAAAUGUUUUUUUUUUGUUUUGUUUUUUUUUUAAUAUUUUGUUGUGCUGAGCGGGCGCCGGAACACUCGCGUUUGUCUGAAGCGUGUGUGCGCGAGUGCGUGUGUGUGCGCGGGCGCGUGCUCGUGCGCGCGACUUCUAUUAUGCAUGGGCUCUCUCUCUCUCUUCCUGCCGGGUUAAAUGGAUGCACUGAAAGUCGGAGGGAAUGCGUCUGGAAAGUCAUUUCUUUUUAAUGCCUGCUUGUAAUUUUCCUUUUUCCCCAACUUCACCCAACUCUGAACCAGCAACUCGGAUGCCUUAACAGUGCAAUUCAUGUGCAUUCGGUCACCUGCAUCACCAUCUAAUGUCAAAAGCACAAGUGGACUAGCGUGUUGGGGGAGGGGCGUGGGGGUGACCUGUCGGUGAGAUGGUCGUGCCACCCUCACAUCCGAGACACCCCUUGCUGCUCUCUACUGCCCUCUUCGACUUGGACCCGACCUUUCCUUCUGCUCGGACUCCGUAGUUAGGCCCAGUAUGCCAGUCAAUGCCAAUGGGACAUUGUGUUAAUGGGCGCUGCUUCUAGGUACCUGUCUGUAAAUGUCACUCUCCACUUUCGGGCUGGCAGCAGAAACAUGGCUCCACCCGAGAAGCAGCGCUGGUCUCCCCUGAACCCUCACUGAACAGGUCUGUUGUUAGGAUAAACAGAGACUACUGUCUAGAUUGUUUUUGAAAACUUUGAUCUGUAAAAUAACUUUUCAACUUUCACAAUAUUUAAUUAAAUUUCCUUCUUGUC